Molecule: messenger RNA, 1845 nt
Organism: Mesocestoides corti
Lineage: Eukaryota; Metazoa; Platyhelminthes; Cestoda; Cyclophyllidea; Mesocestoididae
Source: the annotation of a GenBank genome assembly
CGAUUGGGCAUUUGCAAUCACGCGGCCUCUUUCAUUUAUGGCACCAUGGCUGUGGUCGUUUUGUCGCUUCUCUGCGUCCUCACAGCUCACCUGUCAAUAGCAAUCGAUCUUCCCAACAACACAGCAUGUGUGAUAGCCUCUAGAUUGGAAGAUGGGUCGUACAAUUUCUCUCUGGAGUCGGACAUUUCCCCCCAGCACAGAUCAACUUAUGAUUUCAUCAUUCCAGCGGCCGUCUGGUUCAAUGAAUCACUCAGUGAUCUGGGAAUGGCUUUCCAGACCGUGAAGACCUCCGGGGAUAUUGACGACACUAUACAGGCAUACUGGGCAGGCUUCUUGGAGCUACACAUUUCUCGGGAGAUUACUAAUGCUCACUUUGAAAACACAUGGGCAGGUUUUUGUGAAGGCGGCCAUUCAGCUGAGUGCAAGGUGCUUGAGGGAUGCCUGAAGCGCAAUCUGGAGAUGACAAUCAGGAAAAGUGUGCAGUCUGGGGACAUCGAUCCCUAUUGGCACCAGAUGGAACUCAUACUGUGGCAGCUUCGAGGAGUCAUAGACGCUUGGGAGAACGUCACGGUUGAAAACUCCAAAACUCUGACAACAAACUACUUGAUGCAGCUUGUCGAUAAAGUGCUUGGACUUUACCUCUUGCAGCUGAGCGGCGACAUGGGAGAAAUAGCCGCGGCUGUGGGCAUCCAUGAGAUAAGAGAUGGGGGACCGGAUGGGAGGCGAUAUUUCCUCAACAGGCCCAGUUGUUCGGCAUUAGUGAAACUCACACCGGAUCGCAAAGAUGUCUUCAUCUCUCACAGCACCUGGCAAGACUACAAGACCAUGCUUAAAGUCAUGAAGUACUAUGAAUUCGCCUGGAGACUCACUCGAAGUUCGAACGCCCCUUUAAUUCCAUCGGAGAAAAUUAUGUUCUCCUCCUACCCAUCAACAGUUGCCUCAAUCGACGACUUCUACAUCACCAGCGCCGGACUGGUGGUUCAAGAGACAACAAACGGAAACGAAAAUCCCGCGUUGUGGCCUUUUGUCCGUCACGGACUAAACAACUCCGUCCUCGAGGUUUUUCGAGUAAUGAUCGCCAACAGACUUGCUCGCACUCCAAGUGAAUGGAUCUCCUUCUUUUCGCGGGAUAACAGUGGAACAUACAACAAUCAAUGGAUGGUGUUUGAUACAAAAGUCUUAGACCCAGAGAAGCCGUUGCCAACGCAAGAUCUCUUUUGGGUAGCCGAACAAAUUCCGGGAUUCAUUCAAUCCGCUGAUGUCACCGAGCACCUAAUCAACCAAUCGUACUGGGGAAGUUAUAACAUUCCGUACUUUGAAUUCAUUCAUCAAGUGUCGGGCUUCGAUGACUUGGAGAAAAAAUACGGAGACGUGUACUCCCACGAAAUGGCCGCCCGAGCUCGCAUCUUUAGGCGCGAUCAUGUGAACGCUGUGUCGUUGCCGCUCGUCUAUCGCUUGAUGCGGUACAACAACUUCAUGCACGACCCGCUGUCGCAGUGCAAUUGCACACCCCCGUACACCGCGCAGUACGCAAUCGCAGCCCGAAGCGACCUCAACGAUCCCAAUGGGACCUACCCACUCCCCCAGCUCGGCUUUCGUCUCCACGGCGCUACUGACUUGAAGCUGGUCAAUUUGGCUUUGGCCAGAUCGUCAAGUAUGAUUGCUGUCUCUGGUCCGACCUACGAAGAGGUGCCGGUGUUUGAGUGGUCCGGGGUAUGGCCAGACACGCCUCGUCCCUCAAUGCAUCCCAAUCGCUGGAACUUCCCUCCAGUGCUUAUCCAAGUGGAAAACUACGACGGACCAUGGGUACAACCACUCCUUCACCUCCAUCCCAUCCAGCCUUAA